Molecule: messenger RNA, 1991 nt
Organism: Saccostrea cuccullata (small rock oyster)
Lineage: Eukaryota; Metazoa; Mollusca; Bivalvia; Ostreida; Ostreidae
Product: protein mono-ADP-ribosyltransferase PARP14-like
Exons: 8
Coding region: 446-1693 (415 amino acids)
Biological process (GO): protein poly-ADP-ribosylation; negative regulation of gene expression
Cellular component (GO): nucleus; cytoplasm
Molecular function (GO): NAD+ poly-ADP-ribosyltransferase activity; transcription corepressor activity; NAD+-protein mono-ADP-ribosyltransferase activity
Source: RefSeq, a predicted model, not a curated record
AGUAUCAAAACUGCUUUUGAAACUUGGAGGUGAUGACCUGAAAACACAAAUAGCUCUAAAUACAAAAAGCUUGAAGGAAGAUGGAAUAGCUGUGACAACAUCAGGGAUCAAAAGUCGUCUUUCAUGUAAUUAUAUCCUACAUCUUGAUGCUGAAAAUACCAAAGAAUCUUGGGAGCAUAAAAUUUCAAAAACAAUUGAAAGAGCAGAUGAAAUACCUGGAUGCAAGUCAAUUGCUUUUCCUACUUUGGGACAAGCUUUUGGAGUAAAGGCUGAAAAUCUUGCCAAAUACUUUUUUGAGGCCUUGAAAGAAGGACAAGAAAAAAUCAAAAAUUUGAAAGAAGUUCAUAUUGUGAUAUUUGAGUCCAAACUUAUAAGGGCAUUUUUGGAGUCCUUUAAAACUUGCUGUGAGAACUACAAACCUAAAGAUGGUGGAUUCUUCAAGAAAAUGACAAAGAUGUUUGGUUUUGGUAAGCAAGAAAGCAAUAUGUGGGAAGGAGCUCGCAAAACUCAAAGAAUGCCUCUAGAUAAGAGUUCUGUAACUUUGGUGAUUUAUGCAGAUUCCCAAGAAAGAAUAGAUCAAGCAAUAGAUAUGGUUGAAAGAGGCAUUGACUCCUGUAUUACAAAGAAAUUUUUUAGUGACUCAGUGGUGAAAGAAUUCACACCCCAGCAGGAAUCAGAAAUCCAGCAGCUAAAGGAGAAACUUGAUGUUGAUGUGACAGUUGAGAAACGAGUUGGAAGGAUUAUUUUGCAAGGUCUCACUUCUGAUAUCAUGGAAGCUUCUGAAAAAGUUCACAGAUUACUUCGCCAGGCAGAUGCUGUGAGACAAGAGAAACAAGCUGCUGAAAUGAUGGCAAGCAUGGUUGAAUGGUGUUUCAUUGAAAUUACAAAUACAGGCCAAAAACUAGAACCAUACCCUGCUGACAUUAAUAUGCAGUUAGAGAAGGCCCUCAGAAAGCAGGAAGCUAAGGCAUCCUUUAAAGAUGCACAAGGAAAUAAAUACAUUGUUGAUUUGGCAGCUUAUGAGGAAUAUCCAGAAAGCGAUCCAACAGAUAUUGUAAAAGUCAUCAGAAAGAACAAAAUUAGUGGGUCUAAUUUUGAGCAACCAGUGACAUGGACAACUAUGGGGGACAAAGAGAAUGUGGCAGUAGUAACCCUGCAGCCUAGUAGUAAAGAAUACAAGGAUGUGGUAAAGGACUUCCAGUCUCAAGCUGGUGCUGUAAACAUAAUAAAGGUGGAAAGGAUACAAAACAGGAUGUUGAUGCAGCAGUAUGAUGCAAAAUUGAAACUAAUGGAGAAACAAAAUCCAUCUGGAAACAAUAAUGAGAUGGUUUUAUGGCAUGGGACGGCCAAUGAUUCAGUAGCCAGUAUCAAUACUUAUGGUUUUAACAGGAGCUACUGUGGAAAGAAUGCAACUGCAUAUGGAAAUGGUGUAUAUUUUGCUGUGAAUGCAAGUUAUUCUGCAAAUUCAACAUAUAGUCCACCUGACAUUAGUGGAAACAGACGAGUAUAUAGGUCUCGAGUAUUAACAGGAGAAUACUGCCAAGGGAGGAACGGAAUGAAAGUCCCCCCGAAUAAGCCCAGUGGUGGCCACAUUCUGUAUGACUCUGUUGUAGAUAAUCCCAACAAUCCAGGCAUUUUUGUUAUCUUUAAUGAUACACAAGCUUAUCCAGAAUAUCUUAUUACAUUUCAGUAAUUCUACAUUUUGACUUUUCUGUGCAUUAUAAUUAUACCAAUCCAUCAUUAUCAGAGAAAUGAGUUAAAAGUGGACUUUGCAACUCAAGUGCAAUGUUGCCUUGAGUUUGUGAGUGUGUGUGCCAUGAUGAAUUUUUCUAUGAAAUCGUAUUCUUUAUUCGUCCUAGUUGAUAACAUUACAAAUUAAGAAUGAUUUUUUACAUGAUUAAUAUCAUUUACAUGAUAAAACAUUUGAACAUUAUGAAUGAAAGAUUGAAGAAUGAUAAGUCCUGACUAAGAUAACCUUUACAUGACGAAUG